CAUCCCCAUUUUCUCUGCUGUUUCCCUUUACUUUGCUACCUCUCUUUUCCCUAUCUAGUUCUUAAAAAUGGAAUACCAGCCUUUGGUAGGUUCAAGCAUUAAUGAAAAUAUUAUUUUGGAAGAAGUUUUGAGGGCUCAUGGUUCUGAUGGCAAAGGUUUUAAAACAAGUUAUGUUCUCAAUUUCGUGAAAAAGAUUCUCUUUUCAAUAUAUAUAAUGAUUGCUGGAGAAAUCAUUCAUGAAGAUGAGGAGUCUGAGGACUCUGAUAAUGACGAGAAGUUUGAUGAGAAAGAAAGUGACGACAAAAAAAAGUCAAAUGAGGAGGAAUUUGAUGAGGAGCCUAAAGACAUGGAACUUUCCUAUCAAAUCAAGAGGCUUUCCUUUGAGAUGUCAUUGAUGUGUUCAAAUAAAAUGGAUUCACACUUGGCUGUAAUUUAUUUUAUGAAAAUGUUGUCCACAUUUUCAUGGGAAGGCAAGCUCUUGAUGAUGCUGGCAGUUUUCUCCCUCAAUUUUGGAGAAUUCAGCCUUGUUCAUGGUCACAAGGGAUUGGCCAGAAAAUUGUCAAUUCUCAGGGGAAGUGAAACUCUAGUUGUUCCCCCGCAUAUCCCGGAAAUGGUUACUAAUUUUAUCAAAUCGAUCUUACAGCUUACUGACUGUAUUGUUGAGCUUGCACAAUCAUCUUCUCAUAAUUCGUCACCAAUCAUACCUAUUGCUUGUUACUGGAUCUUCACAAAUCUCCUUGUUUAUGCAUCAUAUUUCACUCGCCUUCCAAGUAUGGAUUCGAAGUGGCUUAUCAUUGAAGAAACACAACUGUAUGAUUUAACUGCAAAAAUCAAAGACAUAAUCACUGAUUGUCGUCCCAUACUUGAUAAGAAGAGAGAAGAGGAUUGUUACAAAGCAUUGUGUUAUGCAUUCUCUUACGAGAAUCCAAUCCCUUUCACUAAUAAUAAUUUGGAUGUUCUCAAAUUAUUAUUCAAUGUCAAAAAUGGCGGCAAAAAGAAAUUGUUAUAUGAUGGCAAAAGCGAAGAAAUGGUAAAAUUGUGUUCAUUGAAGGACCAGAGCUUGCUGUUAUUAAUAUCGCCAAACCUUAACAUUGACCCUUUUUUGCUUAGAAUGCUUAAAGGGGUUCAGGAUCUCACUAAAGUCCGUAUAGUUUGGAUUCCAAUAUUUGAUUAUCCUGAAUUAUUGGCUAUUAAGCAGAUGGAAGAACAGUAUGGAAUAUUAGUGGAGGUAUUAGAAUGUGUUUCAGUGAUAAAUCCUCAGAAAUCAGUAUCAUCCUGUUUUGUAAGAUUUGUUAAAGAAAAAUGGUUUCCAACAUUCCAAACAGGGGGUGACCCUAUAAUUGUGUCACUGGAUCACCAUGGAAGGAUUGUUCACCAUAAUGCAAUGUACAUGAUAUUGAUGCUAGUUGGAGAUGUUAUCGAAGGGAUUAAAACUGGAGUUGAGAUUGGAGAAAGUAUAAUUCCUUCGUUGCAGAAUAUGUUGAAGGAAAGGACUUUGGCAAUCAGGAGUGUGAUGCCUGACAUUGAUAGGAAGUUAGAUCAAAUCGUUGGUAACAUGGAAAGAGUAAUGAUUGAGGGGUUAGAUGAGAUUGGAAAACAAAUACAAAAUCUGGCGACUUACACAAACAUUUUCACAAGUGAAAUGGAAAAACAUCAGUGGAAGAUCCAAACUUGGUGCUUUCGGCUUGUUGGAGGUAUAACUGAAUCAAAGGCCGACAAGUUUGAAGAUGAUAAGAACGAGCUUUGCAUUCUUAUUGGAGGGAAUAACAUAAAAUGGGUUAAAACAUUUUUGUCCAGCGUAUUAUCAAAAAUUUGUUUUAACCCGCUACUAAGAUUUGAGGUGGAGAUGAUCUAUGUUGGUAGCAACAUGAAAGUAGCAUCGAUGGUUGAUGAUAAAUUCAAGAUUUUUGAUGAACCAGAUGAGGCUGAAAACUUAUUUUCUGCAAGGAUUGUCUGGUCACGACUUGAAAACUUAUUCUUGUCAAGAAUCAAAUUCUUGGACGAGACUCAUGGUGAUGAAGAGAGUGAUGAAAUUGCGAAAGGAUUAAAAUUGUUGCUAGCAUAUGAAGGUAACGGUUUAGGAGUCUAUGGAUGGGCUAUGCUAUGCAAAGGGAACGAGAUUGUUGUUUGUGACUUGGGAGAAAAAAUGUUGACCGUUGUAAAUGAAUAUGAGAAGUGGAAGGAAAGUGCAAUAGCCAAAGGAUUUGACAAAGCAUUCAAAGAUGUUCACCAUAUGCUUGGUUCUACUUCUACUUCACAACAUCACCCUUGUUGUACUCUUGAAUACCCAUCUAAUUUUGACAAAACCCCCAAGAACGUGAAAUGCCCCCAGUGUUGUCGCAAUAUGCAAAAAUUGAUCGCAUUCAGGUGUUACCAUGGCCAUGAUUGUCUUCUUGAUGAUGAUGAUGAUAAUGAGGAGGAGGAUGAUGGUGAUGGUGAUGGUGAUGAUGAUGAUGAUGAUGCAACUUAGGAUAUACUUAAGUAGUUAUUGAUACGUGUUUGCAUUAAUUUAAUUUGUAUCAAAGGAAUAAACACAAUUUCCAUGCAAUAUAUAAUAGAUUAUAAUAAUCCAAUGGCGUAGCUCAAUUGGCAAGUGAGCUCUCUUUGUGGAGAAAAAUUUUGGUAGAACCCAGGUUCAAUUUCCAUAAGCGACUAUUUCCUGUGUCUCUUGGAGUGAACCCCGGUGAAUUUAACAAAAAAAUAAUAGCUUUUUUGUAACUAAGUGGCUUAAACCUUCGAAAGCUU
Ipomoea triloba (trilobed morning glory) is the source of this 2745-nucleotide messenger RNA. Its product is annotated as protein SIEVE ELEMENT OCCLUSION B-like. The transcript has 8 exons. The record is from RefSeq and is a predicted model, not a curated record. NCBI's taxonomy places the organism in Eukaryota, Viridiplantae, Streptophyta, Magnoliopsida, Solanales, Convolvulaceae. Gene Ontology annotation, biological process: phloem development. The coding region runs from base 68 to 2470 and encodes 800 amino acids.